Molecule: messenger RNA, 24496 nt
Organism: Loxodonta africana (African savanna elephant)
Lineage: Eukaryota; Metazoa; Chordata; Mammalia; Proboscidea; Elephantidae
Gene: CEP170
Product: centrosomal protein 170
Exons: 23
Coding region: 17975-22783 (1602 amino acids)
Cellular component (GO): centriole
Molecular function (GO): protein binding
Source: RefSeq, a predicted model, not a curated record
UUCAUUUAAAUUUCGACUUAGUUUUAAAAAAGUAGUCUGUAAUUAAAUCCCAUAUGCACAAUUAAAUUAGACUUUAAAUAUAUUUUACUGAUAAAUUUCAGUGUUUUAAAAUUGUGUGUGAAAAUAAGUAAAUCUGCAUGUUUUCUCUCAAUUGCACUGUAGACAUUAGCAUACAUUCUGCAUACUUGUUAAUGCAAAUAUCAGUGUAUUUAAAAAUUCUGUGUUUAGUGAUUUGUGAUUUAUCAUUUUCUUGUAUUAUCUACUAAAAAAUAGAAAUAAUUUUAAUUGUUGCACCUGAUAGUAAUCAAACAUCACUUAUCUAGUACUCAAUACUGUAUAUGUUUAAGCUUAGCGUUAUUUUUUAAAAAUAAAUUUUAUUACAGUUAAAAAUAUAUAUAACAAAAAGUUUGCCAUUUUAAGUGUACAAUUCAGUGACAUUAAUUACAUUCACCAUGUUGUGCUACUGUCAUGACUAUCCAUUUUUAAAAAGUGUUAUGUCACCCCAGAUAGCAACUCUGUGUAUCUUUGGCAAUUACUCCCAUUUGCUCCUCUCCCUAGCCCCUGGUACCCAUUGCCAAACCAAACGCACUGCUGUCAAAUUGAUUCCAACUCAUAGUGACCCUGUAGGACAAAGCAGAAUUGCCUCAUAGGGUUUCCAAGGCUUUAAAUCUUUACAGGAGCAGACUGCCACCUUUUUCCCUGGAAGUGGCAUGUUUCCCUUGGAGUGGCUUUUGAUUAGCAGCUGAGCACUUAACCACUGUGCCCCCUGGGCUCCUUGCAGCCCGUGGUGACCACUAACAAACUUUUGUCUCUAUACAUUUGCCUAUUCUGGAUAACUCAUAUAAGUAAAAUCAUACAGUAUUUGUCCUUUGUAUCUGGGUUACAUUGUUCUCAAGGUUUAUCCAUGUCGCAGCAUGUGUCAGAACUUCCUUUCUUUUUACAGCUGAAUAAUGCUUCAUUGUGUUAUUUUCAUCAACAUGUUUUUAUUCAACAAAAUUAUAUUCCUGAAAAAUAAUUCUUAUGAUUAUAAUUAUAAUGAUGUUAUUCUUACUUGAACAUUGGGGUCAUUAAGCAUACAUGUGCUAUUCUAAUAAUAAGUAUCUAACAAAACAUGAUAAGAUCAAUCCUUCUUAUUCAUGGAUUCUGUAUUUGUGAAUUUUCCUACUUGCUAAAAUUUACCUGUAACCCCCAAAUCAAUACUUGUGGUGCUUCACAGUCAUUUGUGGACUUGUGCGGAGUGGCGAAAAAUUUGAAUCACUUUUCUUUUAUGUGUACAAUCCUAGCUGAGUUCCAACAAGGCUAUGCUCUACCUUCUUUUUUUUCGAUUCUCAACAUUGUAAACAAGUGUCCUUUUUGUGGUCUGUUUGUUAUUGUUGUUAGGUGCUGUCAAGUCAUUUCCGACUCAUAGCGACCCUGUGCACAACAGAACGCAACUCUGCCCGGUCCUGAGCCAUCCUUGCCAUCCUUACAGUCGUUAUGCUUGAGCUCAUUGUUGCAGCCACUGUGUCAGUCCACCUCAAUGAGGAUCUUCCUCUUUUCCGUUGACCCUGUAUUCUGCCAAGCAUGAUGGCCUUCUCCAGAGACUGAUCCCUCCUGACAACAUGUCCAAAGUAUUUAAGACGCAGUCUCGCCAUCCUUGCUUCUAAGGAGCAUUCUGGUUGUACUUCUUCUAAGACAGAUUUGUUCGUUCUUCUAGCAGUCCAUGGUAUGUUGAAUAUUCUUCACUAACACCACAAUUCAAAGGCGUCAGUUCUUCAGUCUUCCUUAUUCAUUGUCCAGCGUUCACAUGCAUAUAAUGCGAUUGAAAAUACCAUGGCUUGGGUCAGGCACACCUUAGUCUUCAAGGUGACAUCUUUGCUCUUCAACACUUUAAAGAGAUCCUUUGCAGCAGAUUUACCCAAUGCAAUGUGUCUUUUGAUUUCUUGACUGCUGCUUCCAUGGCUGUUGAUUGUGUAUCCAAGUAAAAUGAAAUCCUUGACAACUUCCGUCUUUUCUCCAUUCAUCAUGAUGUUGCUCAUUGGUCCAGUUGUGAGGAUUUUUGUUUUCUUUAUGUUGAGGUGCAAUCCAUACUGAAGGCUGUGGUCUUUGAUCUUCAUUAGUAAGUGCUUCAAGUCCUCUUCACUUUCAGCAAGCAAGGUUGUGUCAUCUGUGUAACGCAGGUUGUUAAUGAGUCUUCCUCCAAUCCUGAUGCCCCGUUCUUCAUAGAGUCCAGCUUUUCAUAUUAUUUGCUCAGCAUACAGACUGAAUAGAUAUGGUGACUGACAUGUCUGUCAGUUUGUCGUGCUUUGGGGGCUUGCGUGUUGCUCUGAUGCUGGAAGCUGUGCCACCAGUAUUCAGAUAGCGGUAGGGUCACCCAUGGAGGACAGGUUUCAGCUGAACUUCCAGACUAAGACAGACUAGGAAGAAGGACCCAGCAGUCUACUUUUGAAAAGCACUAGCCAGUGAAAACCUUAUGAAUAGCAGUCUAUUUAGUGCCACAUUUUUUGCAUUUUUGUGCUUUUUUUUGGUGAUUUUGGUGUUUAAAAUGACCGCCAAGUGUAGUACUGAAGUGCUGUCUAGUGUUCCUAAGUGUAAGAAGGCUGUGAUAUGCCUUACAGAGAAAAUGCAUGCUUGAAGUUUAUAUAAGCUUCAUUCAGUCAUGAGUUAUAGUGCCAUUGUGAGUUCAAUAUUAAUGGAUCGACAGUAUGGUACAUUCAGAAAAAGGAAGAGGAAAUUAACCACUUUGUAUGUGAGGCCACUCUGGAAAGCACUAAAGUAGUAUCUAUAGCGGGUGAUGAAGCUAUAGAAAAGAUGGAAGAAGCACAGCUAAAUUUGUGGAUUCCUAAGAUGUUGAUGGAUAGAAAAAUUGUAGUGGUUGGUAUCGUGAGGCUAAAAACCAAAGAAAUUCAUGUUACCCUCUGCUAACCAAAAGGUCAGCAGUUUGAAUUCACCAGCUGCUCCUUGGAAACCCUGUGAGGUGGUUCUACUCUUUUCUGUAGGGUUGCUGUGAAUCAGAAUGAACUUGACAGUAGUGGGUUUUUUAGGGUCAGGAAAACAUUAAACCUUUUUCACCUAAUGUUUUAUCACAAGGAAAUAAUGAGCAGUUAUUCGUAAGAAAUAUAUCUUAAAUAAGGUGUCUUUAAACAGGAGCACACACAAAACAAGGCUAUGUAUUGAUUGGUUGAGGAAAAUGUUGUGACCAGAGGCUUACAGGAACCUAACCUUGUAUUUCCCCUGGGAGUUUGGUAUUCUCUGGUGUCUCAGGCCGGGUGCUCUAAAGAAGCAAAACCAGUGAAGUGUGUGUGUCUCUGUGUGUGUAUAUGUGUGUAUAUACACACACAUAUGUAUAGAGAGAGAGAUUAUCUCAAGGAAAUGGCCCAAAUGGUUGUAGAGGCUGGGAAGUCCCAAGUCCGUGGAUCAGGCAUCAGGCUGGAGGCUUUUCCUCACUCAUGUACCUGCAGGGGCUGAGAAACCCAAGGUCCACAGGUCAGAUGGGAGGCUGCUGGCUCAAGUACUAAGAACUUGAGGUCAGAUGUUGACGAGCUGAAUGCAGGAUUCAAAGCAGAGCAAAAGCCAGCGAGCUUUGCCAGAAAGGGCACAUGUAUUGGAUGCAGGCCAUAUGCCGAGGAAACUCCUUUUCAACCAAUUGGCCACGCUUUGCAGAUCUCAUCAUGGAAGUGAUUACAUUAUAUCAAAUCUCAUCACGGAGAUGAUUACAUCAUUACACAACUGCGAAACUACAUGAUAACUGCCAAACCACUGAAAAUCAUGACCCAGCCAGGUUGAUACAAAACCUUAACCAUCACACCUGGGUAUUUUCUAAUUUACUGUACGCAGUGACUUUAUAGAACAUAACUAUGAAUGAGAGUCAUCUGUGUUUAAUUGUCAGUUAACGUACGUGUACAAUUGUAAAUUAUCCUGUAUUAUAACAAGAAGGGAAUUACAUGCCAUCUGAAAAUGGUUGGUGAGUAGAUAAUAUUGACUGGAGUAUUAAAUAUUGAUCUGUUUCAUUAAGAAAUGGAUUUCCUCUCAUGGGAGAACUCUCAGACCAUUUUUGUUUUAUAGAUUUUUUGUUAACCAAUUUCCAGUAUCAAUUAUUUUGGUGAAAUAGGUUUUGAUUUUCUCAUAGAUUUCUUGAAGGAUGUGUUCAGCAAUGAGUUAGCCAUUGUGGAGGAUAUAAAAGAAUAAGGAAACAUGUAUCUGAUAAUAUGGUUGAUUAAACUGGACAUAGAGUGGAGGCUUGCAUAUUGCUGUGGUGCUGAACAGGUUUCACUGGGGCUUGCAGACGAAGACUAGCAAGAAAGGCCUGAUGAUCUACUUCUGAAAAUCAGCCAGUGAAAACCCCUGUGAACCACACCGAUUUGAUUCCGUUGUGCAUAGGGUCACCAUGAUUUGGAGGCUGACUCAAUAGUAGCUAACAACAUAGUUGAAGUAAUCUGUGUAACAGUUGCGUAGUGGUUGUGCAGCCCAUUACGCAUUGCCAUCGAGUCACAGCAGUUUGAAUCUGCCAGGUUGUGCAACAGUAUAUUACAAUUAUUUUUUGACAAAAUGAAUGCCAUAGACAAUACGUACUAAAGGUAAAGCCCACUUUUAUGUCAGACAAAGGUAAAAGGAAACGAACAAAAGCAAGAUUAAAAAAAAAAAGAAAAAAACCUUAGAAAAAUUACUUAUAUACAAAUAGGGUUUGCACAAGACAUAGAAGUGGGAAGAACCCCAAGCAUGCAUGGUUUAGGUUUGAAAAGCAAAAAGUGAGGCAUAACAGGGAGUAAAAGUCAUUAUUUAAAUAUAUCGGUAAUUAAUGAUGUAGACAAUAUUGCCCUUUGGUGUACAUAAUAUUUACUGAAAAAAUAAAUAACACCUAUCAUGCAUUUAGUAUCUACUAGGUGUUAGGCUGUACGUGUGUGUGUCGUGUGUGUUUGUAUUUAAUUCACGCAAGUCUUGUAAGUUAUGAUUUUAUACACUUAAAGUUGAAAAAUUUGAGGCUCUGAGUUAGAGAAUAACGUUGCUUCAGUGUCACAAAUCACUGAAUCUAUUUUUAUUUUUUAGUUUUUAUUGUACUUUAAGUGAAAGUUUACGAAUCAAGCCAGUUUCUCAUACAAAAAUUUAUCUGCACUUUGCUAUAUACUCCUAGUUGUUCUCUCCCUAAUGAGACAGCACACUCUUUCUCUCCACCCUCUAUUUCUGUGUCCAUUCGGCCAGCUUCUAUACCCCUCUGCCCUCUCAUCUCCUCCCCAGAUGGGAGCUGCCCAUGUAGUCUCAUGUGUCUACUUGAUCCAAGAAGCUCACUCCUCACCAGUAUCAUUUUCUGUCUUACAGUCCAGUCCAAUCCCUGUCUGAAGAGUUCGCUCUGGGAAUGGUUCCUGUCUUGGACUAACAGAAGGUCUGGGGUCCUUCUAGUGUUGGUCAAAGCAUUAAGUCUGGUCUUUUUAUGAGAAUUUCAGGUCUGCAUCCCACUGGUCUCCUGCUCUAUCAGGGGUUCUUUGUUUUGUUCGCUGUCAGGGCAGUCAUCGGUUGUAGCCAGACACUAUCUAGUUCUUUUGGUCUCAGAAUGAUGUAGUCUCUGCUUUUUGUGGCCCUUUCUGCCCCUUGGGCUCAUAAUUACCUUGUGCCUUUGGUGUUCUUCUCCUUUGCUCCAGGUAGGUUGAGACCAAUUGAUGCAUCUUAGAUGGCCACUUGCUAGUGUUUAAGACCCCAGAUGCCGCUCUCCAAAGUGGGAUACAUAAUGUUUUCUUAAUAGAUUUUGUUAUGCCAGUUGACCUAGAUGUCCCCUGAAACCAUGGUCCCCAAACCCCCUCCCCUGCUAUGCUGGCCUUUGAAGCAUUUGUGGAUCUAUUUUUGACUAAAACUGAAAAUCUUUCCAUUCAUCUUUUUUUGUUUGUUUUAGUAAGUUAAAAAGGCCACAUGUAUGUAAUUGUUAUUCUGAAUCAUAGAAUUUUAGAAUUGGAGGGUACUUAGAAUAUUCCUGAAAUUUUAUAGACUCUAGCUUCUCCAUGAACAUUUCCGUGGGCAUAACCUGUUGCUGUUGAGUCGAUUCCGACUUACUGCAACCCUAUAGACAGAACUGCUAUAAUCUUUGAUUUGUUUUGUUGUUGAGAAUAUACACAGCGAAACAUGCACCAAUUUAACUGUUUCUGCAUCUGCAAUUCAGUGAAAUUGGUUACAGUCUUUGAGUUGUGCAACCAUUUUCACCCUCCUUUUUGUUUCUCUUAGUUCAUUCCCACUAACAUAGACUCACUCCCCCCAAGGUUUCUGUCUCAUCUUUUGAGUUGCUGUUGUCACUUUGAUCUCAUGUUAAAAAUAAAACAAAACAAAAAAACCCUUAUUGUUGAGUUGAUUCUGACUCACAGCGACCCUGUAGGACAGAGUAGAAGUGCCCCAUAUGGUUUCCAAGGAGCGGCUGGUGGAGUCAAACUGUUGACCUUUUGGUUAGCAGCCAAGCUCUUAACCACUGCCCCACCAGGGCUCCAUAUAUUAAAAAAAAAAAUAGAAGAGUUCUUAAAAGAGUAUAAUGCACAAGGGUUGCUAUGAGUUGGAAUUGACUCGACGGAAUGGGUUUGGUUUUUUCUUUUUGUUUUUUAAGCUAAACUGUUGUUUGGUUUUAAGAAGACUUCAAGGUAUAUUUUUGGUUUAAAAUUUAAAAAUUAUCUCAGGGCAGUAGUUUUAGAGAUUCAUCCAGCCCUCAUGGCUCCAGAAAGCCUGGAGUCAGUGAGAAUUUGAAACUGGGCUCUACAUCUCCCCGUUUUUGGUCAGGAUUCUUCUGUAGAAUCUUUGAUCGGAAUGUUCAGUAAUGGUAGCUGGGCAUCAUCCAGUUCUGGUGUGAUGGCAAAGGAGGCUGUUGUUCAUGGAAGCAAUUUAGCCGUACAUUCCAUAUCCUUCUCCUAUUCCUGACUCUCCUUCCUCUGUUGCUCCAGGCAAAUAUGGAAGCAGACUGCCACAUCUUUCUCUCCUGGAGCUACUGGUAGUUUCUAAUCACCAACGUUUCAGUUAGCAGAGGAGUGCUUAAUCACUGCACCAGCAGGGGUCCUUUUCAUAGACAGACCCACCCAGUGCUGUCGAGUCCAUUCACACUCAUAGCAUAGGCAUAGGAGAGUCCAUUUGACUUUCAAAAAGCGUAACAGAAAGAUCGUACUUAAAUUGAGCUAGUAUCUGCUUUACUGUAACUUCUUUCCAUUGGUUCCAGUUCUGUCUAAGGUUUAAGUGUAUGAUACAGAAAGUCCCCCCCCUCCAUCCCACCUCCCAACGUAUUGGGUCCCUGCUAGAUUUUUUCUUUUCUAAAUUAAAUGUUACAACUUUUAUAACUGCUUGUGAUACGGUUUCUUUUACCUUUCCCCAUCUCUGUUAGCUUGAUCCAAUCCAAUUUGUCAGUCUUACUCUUUUUGUUCUGAUCUGGCUUUCAAUAUUUAGUUCUGCAUUUAUGGUCUGAAUGCAGAGUGUAGUGAAACUAUCCCUUUCGUUUUUUUCUAAAAUUGUGUUAACUCUUUAACAGUAAUAUCUUUGCCAGUUCCAGGCCAAAAAAAAAAAAAAUGUUUCUUUUAAAGUUAUAUUUAUAUAAUUCUAGAGAUUAUAUUUUAUUUUGAGAUUCUGUACUUCUCUAAUGUUAAAAUGGCCUUCUUAAUGAAAUGAUAGUAGGUGGUAAGUUUUUUUGGCAUUAGUUUUGGGGUUUUAUUUUUUUCCAAUGUUCCUAAUUAACCAAAAAAAAGUUGACAACCUUAUGCAGGUUUUCAUUUUGUUUCUUGGGAAACUUCUUGUCUGGAAACCAUUGAUGUAGUCAGCGUAAACCUAACAUCUUUUUCAUGUUAAGUUAUGUCGCUUCCAUUCUGUAUAUACAUAUAUGUGAUGUUUUUGAAGCAGUGUUUUCCCUUUGCUCCCUAUUGAAUUUCAUCUCCUUGAAAGUAGCCAUAGUUAAAACUUGAGAUAGUCUUUAAUUUGAUUCUAUAAUCCAAGGGGUUGGCUAUCUUCCUGGCUUUUGACAUUUAUGAAUUUAACAAGCCAGCCCUCUGACUUCAUCCUGGCCAUGUUCUGGAUAUAGCCAAGGAUAAAGCCAUGUAGCUUUAUAAAUAGAACACAUGUUACAUAAAUAAAAUAUGCUACAGAGAAAGGUGACACAGAGAUAAUGAAAACCAUUUAAAUGUUGUUCUUUUAAAUAAGAAGAAAAGCCUUGUAUCCUCCAGUAGUAAAGGAAUUGGGUGAAUCUUACAGUUUGGUGGAGAUAUGGGUAAUUAUAAUGAUAUGAUAUAAAGUCAAGUAGGGAUAGGUGCUGUAAAGAAAAAUAAAUCAGAGUAAAGUGUUGGGAAGUCAUGAAGGGCUGCUAUUUUUUAAUUUAUUUUUAAGGGAAGACCUCUCUCUGAGAAGAUGAAAUUCAGUAGAGACCUGCAUUAGUUAAGGAAACAAGCCAUGUAGGUAUCUAGUUGGAGAGUAUAUUACUUGGGCGCUAAAGCCCUGAUGCAGCAAUGGGGCAGGUAAAUUCAGAGAACAACAAAGAGGCCACUGUGGCUGGAGGUGAAUGAGCAAGGGGAAGAGUAGGAAGAAAAUGAGGUUGGAUAGAUAUUUGGAUUUUAUUGCAAGUGCCAUUGGAGUUCAUUAUAAGGUUUUGAGCAGGGGAAUUUCAAGAGGACUGGGUUAUAUUUUCAAAGGAUCUGUCUAGUAGUUUUGUGAAUAAUAGACUGGAGGGAGCAAGAAUAGGAACAGGAAGAUGAGCUAAGAAAUAAUUGGAGUAAUCCAGAAUAAGAGUUGUUAAUGAUUUAGACUAGAGUGGUAGAGAUAGUGAAGGUUAUCACGUUCUAGUUAAAAAGAAAAAAAAAAUCUUAAGUUGGAAAUGUCUGUUAAACAUCCAAGUGGAGAUCUCAGGUAGGCAGUUAGUUAUAAACCCAAAAAACAAACCCACUGCCGUCGAGUCGAUUCUGACUCAUAGCGACCCUAUAGGACAGAGUAGAACUGCCCCGUAGAGUUUCCAAGGAGCGCCUGGCAGAUUUGAACUGCCGACUGCUUGGUUAGCAGCCCUAGCACUUAACCACUAUGCCACCAGGGUUUCCGAGUCUAGAAUUAGAAGGAGAGAUUAAAACCCAACCAGAUCAAACUCGUUGCUGUCCAGUCAAUUCUGACUCACAGCAACUAUAGGACAGAGUAGAACUGUCCUGUAGGGUUUCCAAGGAGCAGCUGGUGGAUUCAAACUGCUGACCUUUGGUUGGCAGCCAAAUAUUUAACCACUGUGCCACCAGGGCUUCAAGGAGAGGUUAGAAGAUAUCUAAAUUUUAAGCAUCACCUUUUGCCCAUACUUAAAGCCAUAUGACUGGAAGAGAUCACUUAGAUGGAGAGUUUAUUAGUUUGAGAAGUCCAAGGAUGGAGACCUGAUAUUCUCCAACAUUGAAAGCUUAGAAAGUGAAAAGCCAUCAAGAAAGAUUGAAAAGAAGUGGCCAGUCAGAUGAGAACUCUAGAGAAUGGUGUCCCUGAAGCCAAGUGAGAAAGUGUUCUUAGAGCAAGGAGUGAUGAAUCACCUAUUGUCACCUAAAUAUUUCUUAAGAAAUCAGGUAUUCUCUUUCUUUGUGAGCUAUCUCUGAGAAGACAAAAAAAAAAAAAAGUUUUGUUAGACCUUUUUUUCUUUUUUAAAUAUUUUAAUUGUGUUUUUGGUGGAGGUUUACUUAUUAGACCUUUCUUGAUUGUAAUUUAUUGAUGGGGGUUCAUAAUUAUUCUCUACCAGAAACUACUAAGUCUAAAGCCCUGAAGAAAUGUUUACUCAUGGGGGACCUCUGCUGUUUUCUCCAUGGAUGGACUUGGAGGCUGCUGGUACUGAGAUUUGAGCAGGAAAGCAGUGCUUUUCAGAGAAAAGAGCUUGCUAUUAGGAUUCGCCUCACAGCCACAAAAGAAUUGUAUGAUUUAAGCAAGUCACUUAAUUUUGGAAGCUCAUUUUCUUAAUCUGUAAAAUAAAGCUAGUGAUAGUCAAACUACUUCAGAGGUUUGUUUUGACCAAAUGAAGAAGAUGUGAAAAACAAAUGAACGGUGAAAUUGCAGUUAGGGAUAUCCUUUUUGCAUGGCCCCAAAUGUGGUACCAACUUGAUUGUGAUAAAUUUGAAGAAAUAUAUUGUCUGGGGCAAGUAGUAAAUUUUUUUUUUCAUUCUAACUCUGUAAGAAUAGUUCUUCACUUCGUGUGCUUUCCAUCCCCCUAGGCAGUUUGCACGUCAUUUUAUAAUAUUCUCAGGAGGAGAGAAAAGGGCAUAAAGCUGGAAGAAGAAAAGUACAGUAGGGUUCGAGAUAAUACCUUUCUUCAUUCCUAAGCUCAUUCUUCAAUAUAAGCAGAGUAUCUAAAUAAUGAGAAAGAAGGCAGAAAAAAGUAAGCAGGCCAGUUGGUGAGGAGAAAUUUCCUCCUUUAUAAAGACUGGGUUUUUUUCAGAGGUUAUCCAACCAGAUAGGAGUUUGUCACACGGUUUCUUAUAUGUCACAUGGAAUUGAAAAAGGACAGAUUCAAAGCUUGUUGUUAAGGGGUCUUUAACUCCAGGCAGCCACCUAGAAAAUGCGUUAAGGAAAUAGGGGAUGGGGAAAUGAGCCUACUUGAUGAUGUAAAGUAUAAAACAAUUAUUUUGGUGAAAAAAGGAACACUGCAAAUAGAGCACAUUCUGUGGUAAGCUUUUUGAGACUGUAACUCAAAAAUAGGGCUAUAGCUAUGAAUAUGUAUCUCGAGGGCUUUAUGCAAUGUUACUUGCCCUGAUUGCUCAACAAAUGUUACUGGAUGCCAUCAAGUCGAUUCCGACACAUAGAGACCCCGUGUGACAGAGAAGUGCUCUGUAGCGCUUUCUUGGUUGUAAUCUUUACAGAAGCAGAUCGCCAGCUGCUGGGUGGGUUUGAACCGCCAGCUUUUCAGUUAUCAGCCAAGUGCUUAACUGUUGGUGCCACCAGGGAUCCUUUGCUCAAUAAGUAACUUCUCAUUAAAUAAAUAAUGCACUGCAAAUUGAAGACCACUUUAUUUUAACUAUUGUUUGAUUCAUUUUUUCUUAUUGUAAAACUAAUUCUUAUGCAUUGUGUAAAAUUUAGGAGAUACCAGUAAGUCAAAAGAAGAGCACACAUUCAUAAUGCCACCAGCCAGUGACACCGCUGCUACAUAUUCAUGUCCCAAAAUCAUGGGAUCACAGUGUACAUACUGGUUUAACCUGUUAACAUUUUACCUUUAGGUACAACUUUCUGAUUCGACUUUUUAAAGGUGGCUUAGGAGUGAGUACAUCUUAUCAAACUUGUAAUUUAUGGAAAAUUUUGAAAUUGUAAACAACACUGCAGUGGACAUUUUUUAAAUGUGAGUUUCUAUUCAUAUCAUGGUUUUUCUUCGGCAAUAUUUUGGAAAUUAAUUGAAUCAAAGAAUUUGCAGAAUUCUAGAACUUUUUCUAAUGAAGUUGCCCUCCUAUACCAAUAUGCUGGAUAUGCUUCACUGAUGCUGGAUGUUACAUAUAUUAUUCAAGUUUUUGCCCAUUUGAUAGAAUAAUAAUGUCAUUUAAAUGUCUCUUAUGAGUGGUUCAUAUUAACAGUUUUUUUUAAAUGUAUGUUUAUUGUCCAUUAUAUUCUAAUAGGAAUUCUUGUAUAUGCACCCUUUGCUCAUUUCUUCUAAAGAAAUGUUUGUCAUAUUCAUUUGUAACAGCUCCUUCGUUACAUGUAUAUGUUGUAAAAUUUUUGUCUAGCUUGUCGUUUCAUCCUUUUUAUGUUAUUUUUACCCACUAAAAUUUUUAAUAUGUGUAUACCCAAAUUUCUCAUUUCCUUGUGAGGUAAUCCCACUGCACAAAAUUUAUUAAAUACAUAUCUAUUUUUUCUUACAUUUAUGAUUUUAAUUUUUACAUGUAAAUGUUUAAUUUAUCUAAAAUAUAUUUAGACAGGUAUGCCCUUUUGUCUCUGUAUCAUUUAUUGCAUAACUCUUCAUUUUGUCACUAUUUGAAAUGUCUUAAUACGUAUAGAUUUACUUCAGGAUCUUUUAUCCUGUUCUAUCGACCUAUCUGCCUAUUCCUUCACUGCUAUAUUACUACUAUAUUCUUAAAAUAUAAGUUUAUAUGUAUAAAUGGACAGACUAUUUCUCUUACACUACAAUUGCUUUUUCAGAAUUUACCUGGUUAUUUUCAUAUACUUAUCUUUUCCUGAUGUCUUUUAGAAUUAUUUUGACAAGCUCAUUAAAAAAAAAUCCUUUUGGGUUUUGAUUGAGAUUGCACUGAGUUUAUUGGUUUAUUUUUUAUUUGAAAGAAGAUAAGGGGACUCUGAAAUAGGUGUUUGGGUGCCUUAGUUUUUGAUAGUAUUUUCAGAUCUAUUCAAGUUCCUACCUCAUUUUGAGUCAGUUAGGUCAUUUUUAUUUUCUUAGAAGAUUACUAAUUUAUUGCAGUUUUCAAAUUUAGAAGCACAAAGUUGUAGGUGUAAUGAUUUUAUUAAUAAAAAAGUCUUUGUGGUUAUAUCCUUUCCUUACAACGGUAAGUGUUUACGAUGAGUGAAGAAAAUAAGAAAACCUGUCAAGUUUUUAUAUUUAUUUCUUUUAAAGAAUCUGCUUUUUAAAUUAUUUUUAUGUUUUUAAUUCAUUAAUUUCUUUUUAGAUCAUUAAUGCUUUACUAAUUUGUUGAAUAAUGAAUUUAUUUUUAUUUUUUCUAGUUUUGUUGGAAACACCUCUAAGGCUAUAAUUUUUUUCUUAGUACAACUUACAGGUGCAGCCCUUAGAUUUCACAUACAGUAUUCUCAGAGUUUGUACUUUCUGAAUUAUUUGGUAUUUGAUUCUCUUUUUUAUUAGUUAUUUUGGAAGUUUUUUUUCUUUUUUUGAAACUUUUUUUUUUUUAAACCCAAGGAGCUCUGUGUGUGUGUGUGUGUGUGUGUGUAUGGUUAUUGUUCUCUGUUUUUUCCAAAUUUACUUUAUUAUGAGAAUUACCAAAUAUACAGAGAAAUUGAAAGAAUUUCACAGUUUUUUUUUUUUUACUCAUAUACCUGCCAACUUGGAGCUGCCAUUAACAUUAUAUUAAAUUAGUUUUGUCACAUCCAACUAUCCAUCAUUCUAUUCAUCAAUUCAUCUUAUUUUUGGGGUACAUUUCAAAGUAAAAUGCAGGUAUCAGUAUUUGUGUGUGUGUCUGUGUGUGUGUAAAGUGCUCUUAAAUCCUUUGGUGUUAAUUAUGUUUCACUUUUAAGUUUUCUGAAUGAUUUAUGCUAUUGAAUUAUUUUCCAGCCUACCAUGGCUGUAUUGAACAGAUGACAGUUUAAAAAUGAAAUGCACUAUUUUUUAUUCAGUAGUAUCACUGAACUCUGUUCCUGUAAAUAACUAGCUAAAAAAAUUGACACUGAGCUCUCCCUUUUUGGGGGGAGGGAGUGGGCGGUGUGCAUGUGUGUGUGUUUGUGUGUACUUUUAAAGAGAAGUACGGUAAAUAGAAUUUUGUUUUUUGUUUAAGCUGAAGAGUUAUGGAAGGAAACAUACAGUGUUUGCGAAUCUAGUGGCUGUACUAUUUCCUUCAGUAGCAAAUCCAGGAAUGAAAAUAUUGUUCUAGGUUUUACAUCUCAUUACCUCCACUUCCACUGUUCCCCUACCCUUCAGAGAACUCUGUGUUGGACUGUUCAGUAGAACACUAGUGCCUUCGCUUGAGGUGAGAGCACUGUUUGAUCCCGUGAUUCUAAGUGGUAUAUAACAAAUUCCAGAAUGUUAAGAAUCAACUGUACCAAACCAGGAAUUCAAAAUUGCUAAAUUGAAGUGGUAGGAACAAAUAGAAUGCAAUUAAAUACAGGAUAAUUGGUUUGGUUUUUGGUUCCUCCAAUCUCUGCAUUCUAAAUCAACACAUUGUGCAUUUCCUGUGUGCUGGUAUCUCUAUUUCUUUUCUUUUUAGUUCUUCGCAAUUACAGCCUAUUCCACCCAUCCACAUCCUUGUAUGUUGUCAACCCAUCCAGUCCAAGCUGAAGGACUUUUUAAGGAACAAAAUCUUGGUUUACGGCCAUCUAAGAUACAUCUAUUGGUCCUAUCCCAUCCAGAGCAAAGGAGAAUGAAGAAAACUAAAGACACAAGGAAAAUAUUAGUCCAAAGAACUAAUGGAGCACAUGAACCACAGCCUCCCCCAGCCUGAGCCCAGAAGAACUAGUGAACUUGGGCGGUUGGUAAUGCCAUUCACCAAGACAGGGAAAACAGGAGGAAAUGCAGAUUUUUUGUUCAGGUGAUGGAAGAGUUCAAUUUUUUUCAAAUUAAAUCUGAGGUGCCAGUGGGAACAUUGAACUCAAAAUGAUUUAUAGUCAGUUAGAGGUAAGGCCUGGAUCUUAUAGGUUUUGACUUGAAAUUUAGAUGCGUCACUUAAUGCAUUAAGCGGUGUUUGAAGCCUGUAGCUUCAAAGAAGUCCCAAAGGGAUAACGUACAAGAAAGGAAUGCCAUUCAAAAAAACAAGAUUUAAAGCAAAGAGGAAAAGUGGAGACUUUCAAAGAGAUUGAAGAGUAGCCAUGGGAGUGAGAGGAAACCAAAGUGGAUGUUUCUAGAAGACAGUAACGAUCACUGAUGUCAGAUAGAAAUGUUAGAGACCGUUGAUUUAUCAGUCAGGAGGUCACUCUUUUCCAUAGCUUCUCAAGGCAAUUUGAGAGGAAGAGAGAGGACAGAAACCCUGUUAGUAAAUCAUAGACUACUCUUUAAAGCCUAGCACUUAAGGAAAAAAGGUAAAUGAUCCUUUAAAUGAACUAUUUGCUUUUUUUAAUUUCAUUUUCAUGCUUUUAAGUACUUUCUUUUAAGGUGAAUUUUUAACAAUUCUAAUUUCAACAUGUAAAACUCACAUUAAAAAAAAGCUCUUAAAACAUACCACAAUACAUCAAUCCCUUAUUUUGAAAGUCCGUUAAUUUUAGUAUAUAGCAUCUGAAAGGCUAAGGUAUCCUCAGAUUCUAGUGGACAUUUGUAUUCUUAUAUGUUAACUUUGCUGCAUAUCCAAGGAGCUGGUCAUAAAGAGCUGGAUUAAAGGGUCUUAACAGAAAAUAAGUUUCUUUACUUAAAAUUAGUGAAGCAACUUUGUGGUAUUAUGUUCAAAUCCAAAAGUUACUUUGACCCUGGAAAUUCAAAUUUACUAACAUGUGAACUGAGUUCUGUUACAGAAUUACUUUCUGAUUAGGUGAUUGUAGUUUUCUUUUACAUCUAUAUAUACCAUACAUUCUAAAAAGUAAGUUUACUAUAUGCCAAAUUAUUAACUGUAUGCCAAAAUUUAAAUAUACUGAUCAAAUCACUUGUUUUAAAAUGAAGGUAUCGUGUUGGAUCCAGCUUAAAUGUAAAUUUUAAUGAAAUGUAUCAUUAUCAAAGACAAGGACAGAGUAAGGGCUGUCCUCUAGAGCAGGGAAGAAUAAUUAAGGAAUUUAUGAAUCAGUCACUAAGCACUUAUUAGGCACAAAAAUGAUUUGCUUCUUUUCAUAUUUUGACUGUUUUUUAUUUGAUCAUGUCUAAAUGUCUGAUCAAAGUCCUUAUAGGAAGUAAAUAUGAAAUUAAUGAACAUCUAUGAAAUGCAGUAUUAUGUCUUUUGAUAAGACUCUCAAAUGUCUGAUGGUAGCAGUAAACUUUAGUUCAGAUAAAAAAAUUAACAGUAGCAAUCCAAUAGCUUUCACUAAUAAUAAAUUUUGCCAAUGAAUUUAGUAUAUAUUUCCUUUUGCCAAUAUUUACCCCAUAGAUUAGUCUUUAGUUGUGUGACAUGAUUUUAUCUGUUUAAUGCAGCCAUGGGAACCAUUUUACUGUUAAAAGUUGUAAAACUGUUGGGAAAGAAAUGGGACCACAUGAAGGCAGGAGCAUAAUUAAAAUUUUUUUGAGCCAAUGCUUAUGUGAGCCUAAAUCUGUUUUAUAAAUUUAAAACCCAUAUAUCAUUUUAUUUAAUAAAUACUGUCAUCAGAUGUCUGCUACUUAAAAAACCAGAUGGCUUAGCUUCUUUUAUGUCACAGAACACUUCCAGUCAUUUCCUGAUCUUAACGUUAAACACACACAUUUGCAUACAUGCGCUUACAUAUACUUAGUCAUCGUGGUGUAAAGAAAAGAAUUCUUGCACGUGGAGUUAGAUCUCUGUAUUAGUUUCUUGGGGCUACCAUAACAAAUCGUCAUAAGGUGGGUAACUUAAAACAACAGAUGUUUAUUCUCUCUUACUUCUGGAGGCUAGAUGUCCAAAAUCAAGGUGUUGGGAGGGCCACGCUCGCUCUGAAGACUCUGUUCCACACCUUUCUCCUCUGGUGUUGCCGGCAAUGCUUUUGGUGUUGUCGGCAAUUGUUGGCAUUCCUUGGCUUGUAGACCCAUCACUUCUAUCUCUGGCUGCAUUGUUGCAUUCUCCCUGUGUGUGUCUGUUUUCUCUUCUUAUAAGGACACCAGUCAUACUGGAUUAAUGACCCACCCUGCUCCACUGUGACCUCAUCUUAACUAAUUGCAUAUGCCAUGACCUUAUUUUCAAAUAAGGUCACAUUCGAAGGUUCCAGGAAGGACAUGCAUUUCUGGGGACACAAUUCAACCUGCUACAGUUUUCAUUCUAGCUUUGGCACUGUUACAACCUAGCUGUAUGACUUUGAACAACUCAUUUAAUCUUAGUGUCUCAUUUUGCUCAAUUGUAAAAAUAAAGGGCCUAAACUAGAUAAUUUCUAAGGUUAUCCCCAACCUUUAAAGUAAUAUUAUUUAUAUGAAAAAUUUAGACUAUUCAGUUUUUUGUUUAUGGCCUUUAGAGUAACAAACCAAGAAUAAAAGAAUGUCAAAGGAAGCGGAAGAUGUAUGUGAUAUAUGUUGGUAAGUAGAGAUGAGUAAAGGAGAAAGAGAAUCUGACAAAGGAGGGGAAAAGGUAAAAUUGAAGAAAGGGAAGUUUUUGGAAGGUAAAACUUUUUUUUGGGUGGGGGCUUGGGGGAGGAAAUAUUCUGAUAUUCACUUGGGCUCAGAGUAUUAUCUCCUAGUAAUAAUUCUUCUUAAAAUACCGGUAAUCUUUUUAUCUAUUUUUAGCUAAUUUUAAUCCUCAAACUUGUAGAAGCUCUUCUCUAAAUAAUAAUGUGUCAGUGGGAAAUCAUGCUCCAUACCAGCUAUGCCUAGAAAUUUCUUCUCUUAAAAGAACUCCUAUAUUUCACCUUCUCAGAAAUACUCACACUACAAAAUUUCCGGCAAACUAUUCCGUACCUUGUGGUAUUCUGGUGAUGAUGAACGUAAUCACUUAAAGCAUCAAUAGUCUGAAGAAUUACAGUAUAUAAAAGAAUAGACUUACCUAUAUAGCAUUUUUUAUGUGCUUAUUAGCCAUUUUGUAUAUCUCCUUGGGAGAAAUGUCUUUUUAAGUCCUUUGCCGGGAUUCUAGAUUUCUGAUCCAUGCCUGUACCCUGAUUUCCUAAGAAUGCCUCAUUCCCCUAAUUUGGUCAUUUGAUUUUGGGUCUCCAGUUCUAAUCAAAACUGAUCGAUUCUUUCUUGCCUAUGGACUCCUAAGGAAGAAGAUCUUAGAGCCUACUGUUGGCCAAAGAGGAGCCUGGAUUUUGCAUGAACCGUCAGCAUUUUAUUGCCCAAAAGAUAGUGUCACAGAACAUGUUCCUAGGAUGACGUAGCUUUGCCAAAGACUUAGAAGCUAAGCAGAAAAUGAGCUUAACAUCCUGGUUUUUGGUGAGCAGUGGAGGCACUCGCCACAGACUGCCACGAGAAAUGAUUUUUGUUGGAAGAGAUGACUGUGAGCUCAUGUUGCAGUAGAAUAUAAAGUUGAUGAGGAAACUGCAUAAUCAGGCAAGAAAAAACAAGACAGUUUUGACCUGUUCCUGUGACUCCAGCCCUAAACAUCUGAUCUUUAUCUGAUAGAAGUACAGUGCUUUUAGCACUGCCCUAGAUGCAGUGUACUCUGAAAAAGUUCCAUAGUUAGAUUGGCAUGCUGGUUAUCUGGUAGUCUGACUCGAUGUUACAAAUUAAUGGAACUGUCCUUAGCACAGAGACACGCAUCUUGUGGAAUCUCGUAGUGUGGAUAAGCAACAUGCUGUAAUCAAUUACGAUGCCUCUACGGAUGAACACUUGGUCAAGGAUUUGGGCAGCCUAAACGGGAGCCUUCUAAACUUCUUCACCAUGGAGGGAGCCUUCACAAAUAAGACCUUUGUGAAUGAUGUAAGGAUUCCAGAACAGACUUAUAUCACCUUGAAACUUGAAGAUAAGCUGAGAUUUGGAUAUGAUACAAAUCUUUUCACUGUAGUACAAGGAGAGAUGAGGGUCCCUGAAGAAGCUCUUAAGCAUGAGAAGUUUACUAUUCAGCUUCAGUUGUCCCAAAAAUCUUCAGAAUCAGAAUUAUCAAAAUCUGCAUGUGCCAAAAGCAUAGACUCAAAGGUAGCAGACGUUGCAACGGAAGUGCAGCACAAAGCUACAGAAGCACUAAAGUCUGAGGAAAAAUCCAUGGAUACUUCUGCUAUGCCCCGUGGUACUCCAUUAUACGGGCAGCCAUCGUGGUGGGGGGAUGAUGAGGUGGAUGAACAGAGUGCUGUCAAGUCAAAUGGCAAACCUGAAGAGAAAAAUGAAACUGGGAUGUCAGGGUGCAGCAUAGAUUCCAAGCGAGUUGAGGAACAACCUGCAGCUGCAAGUGAAGAAGUACUUUUUCCUUUCUGUAGGGAACCAAGUUAUUUUGAAAUCCCUACAAAAGAAUUCCAGCAACCAUCACAAAUAACAGAGAGCACUAUUCAUGAAAUCCCAACAAAAGACACACCAAGUCCCCACACAACAGGUGCAGGGCAUGCUUCAUUUACCAUUGAAUUUGAUGACAGUACCCCAGGAAAGGUAACUAUUAGAGACCACGUGACAAAGUUUACUUCUGAUCAGCGCCACAAGUCAAAGAAGUCCUCUCCUGGAACUCAAGACCUGCUGGGAAUUCAAACAGGGAUGAUGGCACCAGAAAACAAAGUGGCUGACUGGCUAGCACAGAACAACCCUCCUCAAAUGAUAUGGGAAAGAACAGAAGUGGAUUCCAAAAGCAUUAAAAGUGAUGUUCCAGUUUACUUGAAAAGGUUGAAAGGAAAUAAACACGAUGAUGGCACACAAAGCGAUUCAGAGAAUGCUGGGGCCCACAGGCGCUGUAGCAAACGGGCAACUCUUGAAGAACACUUAAGGCGCCACCAUUCAGAGCACAAAAAGCUGCAGAAGGCCCAGGCUACUGAAAAGCAUCAAGACCAAGCUGUUGUAAGUCAAACUGCUUUUAUGAUUGCAUUCUUUGAUGAAGACAAUCCCAGAAAAAGACGGUCAUAUUCUUUUACUCAGAGUGCGGGAAUCUUGUGUCAGGAAACUACUUAUUCAACACCACAUACAAAACUUGAAAAAGCAAACUCUCCAACAGCAGAUGCCAAAGUGGUUUCUUUGUCUUUACAGACUAGCUCUGCGCAUCAGAGAGGGGGGCAUGGUGUUCCACAUGGGAAAUUGUUAAAACAGAAAUCAGAGGAGCCAUCGAUGUCAAUACCCUUCCUGCAAACUGCAUUAUUAAGAAGUUCAGGGAGUCUUGGGCACAGACCAAGCCAGGAAAUGGAUAAAAUGUUAAAAAAUCAAGCUGCUUCUGCUACUUCUGAAAAGGAUAAUGAUGAUGACCAAAGUGACAAGGGUACUUAUACCAUUGAGUUAGAGAAUCCCAACAGUGAGGAAGUGGAAGCAAGAAAAAUGAUUGACAAGGUCUUUGGAGUAGAUGACAAUCAGGAUUAUAAUAGGCCUAUUAUCAAUGAAAAACAUAAAGAUCUGAUUAAAGACUGGGCUAUCAAUUCUGCCGCAGUAGUAAUGGAAGAAAGAAAACCACUGAGUACACCUGGAUUUCACAACUCAGAGGAAAGCGCACCUUCACCUGGAAAUAAACGUUGGGUUUCACAGUGGGCUAGUUUGGCUGCUAAUCAUACAAGACAUGAUCAAGAAGAAAGGAUAAUGGAGUUGUCUGCGUCUCUUCCUCUAGAAAAUGAUACAGACAUUAUUGACUCUGGCAUUUCAUUGAGAGGUACUGGCUUAGCAGCUUCCUUGGCUGGUCAGGGAGAGAGAAGAAGACGAACACUUCCCCAGCUUCCAAAUGAGGAAAAGUCUCUUGAGAGCUCCAGAGCAAAGGUUAUAACACAGAGGUCAGAGAUAGGAGAAAAACAAGACACAGAACUUCAGGAGAAAGAAACACCAACACAGGUAUCGCAAAAAGAUAAACAAGAUGCUGACAGAUGCUUUAGUAAAAUGAACAGGACAGUAAAUGGUGAGACUCUUAAGACUGCUGGAGAUAACAAAACACUGUUUAACUUCGGCAGCUCUGCUCCUGGGAAGGAGAAAAGUGAAACUGAUAAGGAAGCUUCUUUGGUAAAGCAAACGUUAGCUAAAAUUCAGCAACAAGAACAAAAAGAGCAGGCAGAAUGGACACCCACUAAAUUGUCUUCAAAAAAUGUUUCAGGUCAGGUAGAUAAAUGCAGGGAAGAAUCUCUUAAACAAGAGUCACAGCCUCAAGAAAAAAUUCCUGGACAUUUGACAAGUAAAGGAGAAAGAAUGAUACAAAAUGAAGGCAAGAGAAGAAAAGCUGAGGAAAUUCUAAAAAGUCAAACUUCAAAGGGAGGCGACAAGAGGGAAUCUUCCAAGUCAUUAGUUCGACAAGGGAGCUUCACUAUAGAAAAGCCUAGCCCAAACAUACCCAUAGAACUUAUUCCCCAUAUAAAUAAACAGACUUCGUCUACCCCCCCUUCCUUAGCAUUAACCUCUGCAAGUAGAAUACGAGACAGAAGCGACUCUAUGGAUACCGAUUCUAGUAUGGACACAACCCUUAUUCUCAAAGACACAGAAGCAGUAAUGGCUUUUCUAGAAGCUAAACUGCGUGAAGAUAAUAAAACUGAUGACGGCCCAGAUACUCCCAGUUAUAAUAGAGACAAUUCUAUUUCACCAGAAUCUGAUGUGGAUACAGCUAGUACAAUCAGUCUGGUUACUGGAGAAACUGAAAGAAAGUCAACCCAAAAGCGAAAGAGCUUCACUAGUCUCUAUAAAGAUAGGUGUUCUUCAGGUUCUCCUUCCAAAGAUGUUACAAAAGCAUCAUCUUCAGCUAGGGAGAAGGUUGAAAAGAAAACAAAAAGUCGAUCCACAGAUGUAGGCUCACGAGCAGAUGGUCGUAAAUUUGUACAAUCCAGUGGAAGAAUAAGACAGCCUUCGGUAGAUUUAACAGAUGACGACCAAACCUCUAGUGUACCUCAUUCUGCUAUCUCUGAUAUUCUGUCAUCUGAUCAGGAGACUUACCCUUGUAAACCUCAUGGGAGGACUCCCCUUACCUCAGCUGAUGAACAUGUACAUUCCAAACUGGAAGGAAGUAAAGUCACUAAAUCUAAGACUUCUCCAGCAGCAUCUGGGUCAUCCAGUAAAUCAACCACGCUUCCAAGGCCACGACCUACCAGGACUUCCCUGUUGCGCAGAGCACGACUUGGUGAAGCUUCAGACAGUGAACUGGCCGAUGCUGACAAGGCAUCCGUUGCUUCUGAGGUAUCCACGACAAGUUCUACGUCAAAGCCCCCCACAGGAAGGCGCAGCAUCUCUAGGAUUGAUUUAUUGGCUCAGCCCCGCAGAACAAGGCUUGGUUCAUUAUCCGCUCGUAGUGACUCUGAAGCAACAAUAUCCAGAGGUAGUGCCUCUUCACGUGCCGCAGAAGCCGUCAUUCGGAGCGGAGCCAGAUUAGUGCCAUCGGAUAAGUUUUCUCCUCGAAUUAGAGCUAACAGUAUCUCUCGACUGUCAGACUCCAAGGUCAAAAGCAUGGCCUCAUCGCAUGGCUCUCCCUCAGUAAAUUCAAGAUGGAGGCGCUUUCCUACUGAUUAUGCUUCCACCUCAGAAGAUGAAUUUGGAUCAAACCGUAAUUCCCCUAAACAUACCCGUCUACGUACUUCUCCAGCCCUGAAAACCACUCGAUUGCAGAGCACUGGAUCAGCAAUGUCUACUAGUUCUUCAUUCAAGCAUCGAAUAAAAGAACAGGAAGACUACAUCCGAGAUUGGACUGCUCACCGAGAGGAGAUAGCGAGGAUCAGCCAAGAUCUUGCUCUCAUUGCUCGGGAGAUCAACGAUGUAGCAGGAGAGAUAGAUUCAGUGACCUCAUCAGGCACUGCCCCUAGUACCACAGUAAGCACUGCUGCCACCACCCCUGGCUCUGCCAUAGACACUAGAGAAGAGGUAGGAGAUCUUCAUGGAGAAAUGCAUAAGUUGGUUGAUCGUGUUUUUGAUGAAAGCCUCAACUUCCGAAAGAUUCCUCCAUUAGUUCAUUCUAAACCACCAGAAGGAAACAACUGUCGGUCUGGUGAUCCAAGACCUCAACCAACAGAGACUCCCGAUCAGUUAACAAUUACAAGGCGGAGAACAUGGAGCAGAGAUGAAGUCAUGGGAGAUAAUUUACUGCUGUCAUCUGUCUUUCAAUUCUCUAGGAAAAUAAGACAAUCUAUAGAUAAAACAGCUGGAAAGAUCAGAAUAUUGUUUAAAGACAAAGAUCGGAAUUGGGAAGAAAUAGAAAGCAAGUUAAGAACUGAGAGUGAAGUCCCUAUUGUGAAAACUUCAAGCAUGGAGAUUUCUUCUAUCUUACAAGAACUGAAAAGAGUUGAAAAGCAGCUACAAGCGAUCAAUGCUAUGAUUGACCCAGAUGGAACUUUGGAGGCUCUGAAUAACAUGGGAUUUCCCAGUGCUAUCUUGCCAUCUCCGCCAAAACAGAAGUCCAGUCCUGUGAAUAACCACAGCAGCCCCGGUCAGACACUGACACUUUGCCAACCAGAAGCUAGGGUUCUUCAUCCUGCUGCUGUCUCAGUCUCAGCUGAGUUUGAGAAUGCCGAAUCUGAAGCCGAUUUCAGUAUACAUUUCAAUAGGUUCAACCCUGAUGGGGAAGAGGAAGAUGUUACACCAUGCUGUGACCUACAAGCAAACUAAAUACCCAACAUUUCUGAAACCCCUUGUCUCCUGUGCCAAGCUGCUCCCUGAAAUGGACUUCCUCCUCAUCUGUACAGAUUUGUUAAACAGUUAUAUUUGCUUCUUAAUACUAGGAUUUAUAUUAGUAUUCAUUACCAUUGGAUACAAUGAAAUAUUACUUUCACAGUAAAACAGACCUUCAAAACAUUCAUUGUGUCUUGAAAUUUUCCAACAUAUAUGUGAUUUAUAAACUUUGUUGCUACGUAAAUUGUCUUGGGGUUUAUGGAGAUUAACUAUUAUGUUUGCACUAAGAUUUGCUGGGAGUGGUAGGUGGACGUAUCUAUAUAUCGAUAAGGACUAAUUGUCUUUUUUUGUACAUAGGAAAUUGCUAAUACUGUAUUUGUUUUAACUCCACAGUGUUUUGCUCCACUUUCGAAAAGAUCAAUUUGGCACUUUUUUCAAUUUUUUUUUAAAAUGGAAAUAAGGUUUUUGUCUCAUUUUAGGUCAGAUGAUAGCUAGAAAGAUUAAACUAGACAGAUAGUUUAGGUGGAGUAUAUUUUUAAAACCAAGAACAUGUAUAUUGGUCCUGUGUUACCAGGUUUAUAUGUGACAGUUGAAAAAAAAUUCCCUUGCAAUGAUCAUGAGGUUAAAAUUGUCUUUUUUAGGCGACUUGGAGAACCAGUAGGCAUAAGAUUAGUUGGUAGUUGCACUCCCAAGCAAUAAAUUGCUUGUGUGUUUCCCUGUAGGACCCACUAGUAAUUCCUGCCUCAGUCUUUUACAUUUAUAAGGACUCUGGAAGACGACAAUGACAAAGGCUUUGGGGCCCCUGCUACUUAACAGGAAGCCUAUGAAAAUUAUCUUCUAUAUAGACUUGUUUUUUCUUUCCCGUAAGUUCACAUUUGGAUAAGUUUAAUAAGAAAGUAAUUAUCUUUGUGUUUCCAGAGCACUAUAAUUUGGGUGAAUCGUAAUACAGUUAAAUAUUAUUAGUAGACCAGGAUUUUUCCCUUGAUCCCAUCAGUAUGUAAAGGUUAAAACUGCAACUUUUAUGAAAUGGUCUUUAAUAUUUCAGCAUAAUCUUGUGCUACACUUCUUUAAGGAACAAACUAAUCCUGUACAUUGCAAAACUUUAUAGGAUUUUUAAAAUCCUGUACUGAUGGACGAGUUAAUAAAGAUGCAAAAAAACUUUUGUAGAGAUGUGAAAACAAAAGUCUGUUGUAUAAUGGAUCUCAUUUUUUUUUUAAUGUAAAAAAAAAGGUAAUGAAUUUCUUUUAAAGCUAAAUUCUUCAUUCUCUCUAAUAAAGGAAGACUGAAAAAGAAGUUUUAAAGAACACGAAUGGAAAGAUAACAAUGCAUUGAAGGAAUAAACAAAACAUUAAAACAGGGUCAAUCCAUUUUUUAAAACGUCAAACACCAUUUAAAAAAAAAAGCAAACACCAUAAUCACCAUUAUUCCCUCUUAUUUAAUGUUUGGGUACCGUUUAUAUCCACAUGGAAGUAGAAGGUAAGGAGUUGUUUAAGAAAAUAUUAGAAUCUACUUACAUUAUUGUUUAAGUGUUUACACAGUUUUGUUCAUUGAUAAGCAUUUGGCCUUUUACUAUGUUAUUUUUAUUUUGUAUGAAUACAUUAUUCUCCUUAUUUAUUUUUGUUACAUUUAUUACUUAUGUUAUUUUGUUAUGCAUUUAAACUCCAUUUUUAAAUAAAGUGUUUCUGGAACUUUAUACAAUGAUUGUUUAUU